Notothenia coriiceps (black rockcod) is the source of this 6654-nucleotide messenger RNA. It is a transcript of the gene gli1, whose product is annotated as GLI family zinc finger 1. Gene Ontology annotation, biological process: regulation of transcription by RNA polymerase II; smoothened signaling pathway. The transcript is spliced from 12 exons. Gene Ontology annotation, cellular component: nucleus. The record is from RefSeq and is a predicted model, not a curated record. The coding region runs from base 36 to 4481 and encodes 1481 amino acids. Gene Ontology annotation, molecular function: RNA polymerase II cis-regulatory region sequence-specific DNA binding; DNA-binding transcription factor activity, RNA polymerase II-specific. NCBI's taxonomy places the organism in Eukaryota, Metazoa, Chordata, Actinopteri, Perciformes, Nototheniidae.
AGGGUGUUUGGGGAGCAGUAGGUCUCGGAGCUCCAAUGCCAGUGGACAUGCAGCCACACCAGGGGCUGUAUCACUACGAGACCUCACCCAGCCAGCCCUCCAGAGGCAUAGUCUCAUCAGACCAGUCUCCCUACAGUGAUGUGACCUCGCUGCGUAGCCCGCUCCUCAACGGCCCCCCCCAGGACUGCCGCGCUAUGUAUAACCCCAUGACUCCCAGUAUGACUCAUGGAUCUGGCCCAGGCCAGGGGAUUGGCCACUGCAUGGAUCAAUAUAUGAGGCCCCCUCAGGCCCCACCGCCACACAGUAUGAUGGGCCACAGGGGCAUGCCGCCCCCAGAGGGUGGCAACAGUACCCCCUACUGUAACCAGAACAACAUGAUGUCCUCUCAUCACAACUUCUGCCAUCCUGGCUCAGAUCAGAUGGGCUCAGUUGAUGGCUCAAGGUUCUCCACACCUCGAUCCAUACUGAAGCUGAGUAAAAAGAGAGCUCUGUCUAUCUCUCCUCUGUCUGAUGCCAGUGUGGACCUGCAGACAGUGAUCCGCACAUCACCCAACUCUCUGGUGGCCUUUGUCAACUCUCGCUGCAACCCUAAUGGGGCCAGUUCUUAUGGGCACCUCUCUGUGAGCGCCAUGAGCCCGUCCCUUGGCUAUUCCAGCAAUAUAAACUGCCAAUCCAGGCAACACUUUUCAAUGUAUGGAGGAGGCGGGGGGACGUCUCUGGGUGGACACACACAAGGUCCCUGCCAAGCUUCCCGCUUACCUCCCCACAAUCCUCGGCUCCACGUUCCACCCAAGCAUGGACACCUGAAGACAGAGCCAGGGCUGGGACUUGGCAUGGAUGGCAUGAAUUUGAAGAGCAUGGAGGAAAGGUCAGAGGGUGAUGUGGCCAGUCCUUCUUCCACUGGCACUCAGGACCCCCUCAUGGGCCUACUGGAUGGCAGAGAUGACAUGGACAAGGACGACGGGAAGCCUGAACCAGAGGCCAUCUACGAAACCAACUGCCACUGGGAGAGCUGCAUCAAAGAGUUUGACACACAAGAGCAGCUUGUUCAUCACAUCAACAAUGAGCACAUCCAUGGGGAAAAGAAGGAGUUUGUGUGUCACUGGCAGGAGUGCUCUCGAGAACAGAGGCCGUUCAAAGCCCAGUACAUGCUGGUGGUUCAUAUGCGCAGACACACAGGAGAGAAGCCACAUAAGUGCACUUUUGAAGGCUGUAAUAAGGCCUACUCUCGCCUGGAGAAUUUGAAGACCCAUUUGCGCUCUCACACAGGAGAGAAACCAUACGUGUGUGAACACGAAGGCUGUAACAAAGCCUUCUCCAACGCUUCAGAUCGGGCCAAGCACCAGAACCGAACUCACUCCAAUGAGAAACCUUAUGUAUGUAAGAUCCCCGGCUGCACUAAGCGGUACACAGAUCCAAGCUCUUUGCGUAAACAUGUAAAGACGGUGCACGGCCCUGAAGCCCACAUCACCAAGAAGCACCGUGGAGACACAGGACCUCGACCCCCCGGUUCAGCUAUGACCCCUGGAUGCCCGAGCUCUGAACUGCUGCUGGAGAAAGAGGAGACACGCAGGGAGGACUGCAAACUGCUUAUUCCUGAGACGGCUCUGAAAUCCCAGCCCAGCCCUGGUGGUCAAUCAUCCUGCAGUAGCGAACGUUCUCCACUGGGGAGCGCCAACAACAAUGACAGUGGGGUGGAGAUGAACCUAAAUGCAGCUGGCAGUCUGGAGGAUCUCACAGCACUGGAGGAUGGAGUUGCAGGAGGAGGAGGGGAGCCAGGAAGUGUUGGAACAAUGGGAAUGUCAGCACAGGCUUUGAAGAGGCUGGAGAAUCUGAAGAUUGACAAGCUGAAGCAAAUCCGCAGGCCGCCCCCUCCUGGCCGCUGUGCCAGUCACAAACUACCUGCACUUCCGGGUCCAGGGGAGAAUGUGGGCAUGUGUGCACCUUCUCCACUCCUCUCAAAUCGAAGGGUUAUGGAACUGUCCAAUCACGAUUUAGGAGGUGGGACAUCGAUUGGCUGCCCUUCAAAUGACAGAAGAGGAAGCGGCACCAGCAGCUUAAGCUCUGCAUAUACUGUUAGCCGUCGGUCCUCCAUGGUCUCUCCUUACCUUUCCAGCCGGCGCUCAAGUGAUGUCUCACAAAUGGGAGGAACUGGAGGCGGAGGAUGUCACCACCUUGGCCCAGAGCAGAGUGUGGGAGACCCCCUCUCUCCUGAGACCAAUCGCAGAGGAGCUCCAUGUCCUGGAGGAGGAGGAUUGCCAGGUCUUCCUAUUUUAACACCUGCCCAGCAAUACAGCCUAAAGGCCAAAUAUGCUGCAGCAACUGGUGGACCACCACCUACUCCUUUACCCAAUAUGGAGCACCCAAUUACUCCAGGCAGAAGAGGAGGUGUUUUGAGUGAGUACCAGAGUCAGCCUCUGCCUCCAUUCCUCCAACAUGGUGGUCCACGUAGGCACAGUGCCAACACAGAGUAUGGCACUGGUGUCAUCUACCCACACCAGGCUCCAGGCAACCACAGCAGGCGAGCCAGUGACCCCGUCCGAUCAGUAGCAGAUCCUCAAGCUGCCCCCAAGCGCUUCAACAGCCUGAAUAAUAUAGCCAUGAUGGGCCGAAGAAAUGCGCUUCUACAUCGUGGCUCAGACACCAGUCUUUCUCGCCAUCUUUACUCCCCUCGGCCACCUAGCAUCACAGAGAAUGUAAUGAUGGAGGCUAUGGGUAUGGAGCCCCAGAUUGGCUCUGUUGAAGCCAGGGAUCGCUCCAUGAUGAUGCCCCCUGGAGAGAGAAGCUUCAUGGGAUAUCAGCAACAGCAUCAAACUAUGGGAGGAGCUGGGGCUUCUCUCGGAAAUCAGCUGUCUCCAAGACAUGACUCUCCGAGUUGCCCAGACCAGGGUUACAUGCAGGGCCACUACCAGAACCAGGGGGGGGAAGUCCCUUCCAGGGCUGGUGGAAAUCCAAUAGGCCAAGCAAGGCCUGUUCACUCGGAGGGCAUAUCCAAUUCCCUUCUCCAACAGACCGAGUACAGCAUGAGCACAUGCCAGCUUAGCCCCUCAGGCCCCAAUUACCCAGGCUGUGGCCAGGGUGGUGAUGCUGGAGGUCCUUGGACUGAUUCCCACAACCAAAUCCAAACUCCCAACCAGGCUAUCCAGAACCAGCGAGGAAUGCAGUUUGUAGAUCCUAGCCUGCAGCCUCAACACACACAAGCCCACUUCAACAAUCAGACAGGCCUCUACAACAGUCCAGAUGGAACCCACAAGCUUACCAUCAAGCCUGAGCAGCAGUUCCACCCUGGGAUGGGAGGUGGAAAUGCCUGUCAAAGUGCUAAGCUCCAACAGCAGCGGAUGCUCCUCCAGCAGACUCAAGGUUACCCACAACCUGGCCAGGUCCUGCUGAGGAACUCAAACAAUCCCAGCUGUGACUUUCAAGGGCCGAACCAGAACUCCUACCCCAGUGGAGGGGGCUUGAGCUUAGGCUGUGCUGGUACUGCGCUGACAGAUGGGCAGAGGUCAGAAACCCCCAUGCUGCAGGUGAAGGAGAUGAUGGUGAGAAACUAUGUACAGUCCCAACAAGCACUCAUGUGGGAGCAGCAACAAGAACAGCAACAACAGCAGCAGCAGAGUGGAAUAAAACCUCCUCCUCUAUCUGAUAAUAUGGAUAUGAGUGGCCAGACAGCAAUGAUGCAGCUAAGUCCACAGCAUCAAAAUCAGAAUCUCUACUCCAACCAGCCAUAUCCGUCCUACCCUAACCAGAACCUGGUCAUGAGCCCCCCGGCCCACGGCCGAGGGACCAGCUCUGUGCCACCUAAAGAGCAGCAGCUGACAGGUCUCCAAGGCUCAUGUUAUGGUCAGGAGAUGGUGGUCCCCAGGCCUCCUCAGGGACGGAAACCUCUCAGCCGCCAGAACAGCCUGUCACAGGUAGCAGGGAGCUACCUUGGAAGCCCACCCCAACUCAGCCCUGUCCACUCCACUUCCAGCCCCAGGCGAGCAGUCCGACUCCCUCCAGUCCAGCAUCCACAGCACACGCAAAAUGAAAUGUUCUCUCCUUCCAAUAACAAUAACAUGUACUAUUCAGAUCAGAUAAACAUGGACAAACACAUGGACCCCCAGAAUGGACCUUGUGUCAACCAGCAGCACAUUAUGGGUUCCAACCUGGACCCAACAGGGGGCACAAAACCUCUCCCCAUGACUCCCUAUCCUGAAUCUGGCCCCAUCUCCAAUGCGUUAGAAAACUUGGACCUCGAUAACGCUCGCAUAGACUUCACCUCAAUCAUUGAUGAUGCUGAUUCUUCCUCAUUCAGCCCAAUCAACCCUCCCCUUCAGGGUCAGCCAGGGUCUUCCACCCAGGCCUCAUCCCGCCUCAACACCCCCCAGACUUCUGUUACCCUAGCUCCAGGCUCAGGUCUGUCCAACAUGGCUGUAGGCGACAUGACAUCAAUGCUCACCUCGCUGGCUGGGGAGAACAAAUACCUGAACACACUGUCUUAAAAGGAACGUUUAUGGCAUCUUUUUGAAGAUUAACAAUCAGGUCGAGGCCUUGGCAAGUUCUUAAUGUUUUAAUUGAGAUCCCACAUGAAAGCCCAGUAUUCAGGAGUAACCAACAGGGGGUUACUUUGUAAGAACUUUCAGUUGGGGAAUAGGAUAAGUGGGCCCCUUUUUAAAUGGAUCAUUUGAUGUGAUGGAUCAUUAGUCUGGGCUGUUUUAAACAUUCACAUAAGUGUUUAUAAAUAAACCCAACAUAUAAACCUGCAUUCAAUCCAGGAUCCUGAACUUGAGAGGGGUCUGUAGCUAAUGGAAUAUCCAUGUAAUACAAUUUGGUCGCAAGUUGAGACAAAGCUGCGAAUGUGAUCCUAUCACAGGUUUCAGAAUUGUAAAAAUCCUCACUUUCAGCCUUAAAACCAAAGGUGCCUGAUCAACCUCCCUCACUGUAUUGUUCCUUCACUGCCUUGGUACUUGGUAUUUUCUGUGCCUUACUGUAAGACACAGAGCCUUACGCCUGAUAUGAAACUGAUACUGAACGUUUUCCAAACAGGCAUUCCAGUCACAUGGGGCUGUGGCAACAGUGGAGUAGAGAAGGAUGCAUGUAAAUACGUUUUAUAUACAUAUAUUAUAAUGUUGUGUACAUGACAAAGAGACAAUGGAUUAAUCAUCCUCUGUCUUGUGAUAGACUGCUUGAAUUCUGAAGGCCAAUGUUCAGAAAAGAGUUUAUAAGAUGGGUGUUUCGAAAAGCUAAGUGAAGACUAAAGUUGUGCUUUUAGUGAUUGAGAAGUUGUUUCUCGGUGCUACUAAAUAUUAAUCUGUAUUAAUAGGGAUUUCUUCCUUGUCAUCAACAACACGCUCUAUAGUGGCAUAUCAGUAUUCCAACACAUGCCCAGAUGCAGUCAGAGACAGACUCUCAGGACUUGUUGGUGUUUGCAUCUUUAGUUUUCAGAUUACUUGUAUGUUGUAAUUGCCUUUCCAGACAGAGAGUUUGCACUCCACAUGUUUACUGUAAGUGUUCGUAAAGCAGCUGUGUACUUAUUUUCUUUCAAAUGGUGUUUAUAGCUGCAGAACAGAAAAGUCCCUGGUUCUAUGAGGUACAUACAUAGUAGGUGAUACGUUCAUAUGUUGUGUGUGCUAAAAAAAACUCUAAAUUACAGUAUGUCUGAUUAAACAAUAACCCGAUCUACUACUGGUGUAUGACUCAGCUGAGGAUGACGGCUAUUUUGAAUGACACCUGAGUCAGCGGAUCUUUAAUAGUUGCCCAUGUUUGAGCAACGUAGGUACACUAAUAGUACAGAGCUACUGCACUCUGGCUCUGAUCCCAAAGAGGAGUUAUUUGGAAAAUUCCUCAUACUAAUUCAGGAUAGAGGAUCAAGAAGCAGGAAUGUUAUCAAUUGCUACCACUGUAGUAAAAUACAUAUUUUCACGGGUACAUUGAGGUACUUUUUCGCAACUAUUGAGCUUAUUCAUACGGAAGAAGGCUGCAGCUUUUGGUAGGGGAACUCAUUUUACACUGUGGCUUUGCACUGACUACAGCACUGCGUGGAGAGGUUUCUGUCUCUUGUGACUAUUCAAAUUAACCUAAUUUUGAUAGCGAUAAACAAUUAUUACAGUAUUUUUAAUAGUAAUUCAAGAACAUAUCUGAGCAAAUCUCGACUCAAUAAGUCCACAAAUAAGUAUUGCUGAAGCUUUUUAUGUGACUUUCCAGAAUAAAAAAAGUAGCGUGACUUCAAAGUGUAUCAAGCAUUACAGGAAUGUAUAUUUCUUCAUUUUGGAAAAAAGUUUAAAACUACCAAAGACACCUUAAAAUGACUGAUAAAAGAUGCACAAAUAGUCUAUUUUAACACAACACUAACACUAGCAAUAAGGGCAUGAACAUUGACUGAUAGUGCUGUUCUUUAGAAUGUAUGAGAUGUUUUGUAUAAAAUUAUCUUUUUAUAUUAAUGAACUUUAUUGAUGUUGCCUUCUUUGUGUGUGUAUUUUUUUUAUAUCUGUCAUCCUUCAUUCUUACUUUUUUGCUGGCAAAAGAAUAUCACAUUUAGCAACUGAAAGCUAUAAUAGCCUAGUAGCAUUAACUACAAUAGACAAAAAGCCAAGUGUUAUAUUUUGUGUACAAUUUUCUACAUUUUUAUACAAAUGUGUUAUAUUUUACCAGUAUAUGAAUAAAGAUGUUCAGUGG